UUGAUUUAGUUAUUUAUUUAUUUUUUUCCGGGCCGUCGCUACGACCCUGGGCUGGUGGCUCCGGCAUGGGGAGUGGAGCCCCCGGAGCUGCGGCAGCGGCGUAGUGAGGGAGCAGCCCGAGGCAGCUGCGGCUCGGCGGUGAGUAUCCGGGAAGCGCCGCCGCCAUGGGGCUCCGUAAGAAGGGCACCAAGAACCCCCCGGUGCUGAGCCAAGAAUUCAUCCUGCAGAAUCAUGCGGACCUCGUCUCCUGCGUGGGGAUGUUCUUCGUGCUGGGGCUCAUGUUCGAGGGAACGGCCGAAGUGUCGAUCGUCUUCCUCACUCUUCAGCACAGCGUGGUGGUCCCUGCGGAAGAGCUGGCUGCGGGAUCCCAGACGCUGUAUCAUUACGGGGUCAAGGAUCUGGCCACGGUCUUCUUCUACAUGCUGGUGGUGAUCAUCAUCCACGCCACGAUCCAGGAGUACGUCCUGGAUAAAAUCAGCAGGAGGAUGCAGUUCACCAAAGCCAAGCAGAACAAGUUCAACGAAUCUGGCCAGUUGAGUGUCUUCUACAUUGUCUCCUGUAUCUGGGGCACCGUCAUCCUCCUGUCCGAAAACUGCCUGUCAGACCCCACUCUCCUCUGGAGGACUCAUUCCCACACCAUGAUGACGUUUCAGAUGAAGUUUUUCUACAUCUCACAGUUGGCUUACUGGUUUCAUGGUUUUCCGGAACUCUACUUCCAGAGAAUCCGAAAACAAGACAUCCCUAGUCAACUCAUCUACAUUGGCCUUCACCUCUUUCACAUCACUGGAGCCUACCUCUUGUACUUGAACCACCUGGGACUACUUCUGUUGGUGCUGCAUUAUGUCGUUGAAUUGAUUUCCCACCUGUGCGACGUGUUCUAUUUCAGUGAUGAGAAGUACCAGAAGGGGGUUUCUCUGUGGACCAUCGUGUUUGUCUUGGGACGACUCACGACUUUGGUUGUUUCAUUGGUCACUGUGGGGCUACACUUGCUUGUAUCCCAUUCCCGGGAUGGGGAUACGGAUUCCAUCAGUGGAAACGUCAACGUGUUGGCCGCAGAAAUCGCUGUUCUGUCGUCCAGUUGCACCAUCCAAGCAUAUAUAACCUGGACCUUACUGACCGUCUGGCUUCAGAGGUGGCUAGAGGAUUCUAAUCUUCAGGCCUCGAGUCUGAAGAAGAAAAAACCCAUGAUUAAAGGCCGGUCUUCUAGAAAAGGAACAGAAAAUGGAGUGGAGACUGCACACAGAGUAGAUGCCCCGCCAAAGAGGAAAGAGAAGACUUCAUAAUGAUUUAUCAGCUAAUUGAGCAAUAUCUGCAAAGGAAUCUGCUCUAUCCUAUGAGAUCUCUCUCUSUGUGUGUGUGCUAGAGAUUUUUUUCUGUUCUUCAAAAUAGUUUGUGCUCUUUGAUCAUUGCUAUUGUACUGUUUAAUGUGUAUUUUAAGUAAUUUGAGGGGAGAAUAAGUGGAAAACAUUUUGGUUAAGACUAAGCUACCCAACAUCAAAAUAGUGAAAAAAAAAAAAACACCUUAAGGAUAACUAUGAUAUUUUGUUUUGAUUUU
Urocitellus parryii (Arctic ground squirrel) is the source of this 1555-nucleotide messenger RNA. Its product is annotated as translocating chain-associated membrane protein 1-like 1. Gene Ontology annotation, biological process: SRP-dependent cotranslational protein targeting to membrane, translocation; protein insertion into ER membrane. The record is from RefSeq and is a predicted model, not a curated record. NCBI's taxonomy places the organism in Eukaryota, Metazoa, Chordata, Mammalia, Rodentia, Sciuridae. Gene Ontology annotation, cellular component: endoplasmic reticulum membrane.